AUGUUGGCGACGACGCCUGCCGACCUCGCUUACGCAGCACACGACCCUGCGAGCUUUCUCUUCCGGCCUGCGCGAGCGUCUCGACCUCCGCCUGAGCGCUGCCCACCUGAUACGCUUGCGGGGUUAUCGGCGUCCACAGGCGUCGUUGGCGACGGCGGCGAACCUGUAAAGGACGACGAGACCGCCCAGCCCACGACGUCGAGGAGGAAGAGGCGCAUCGCGAAGGUCGCAGUCGACGACACUCCGACUUCGCCGCCACCGACGCAGGACAAGCGCGCAAGAGCAGCACCAGCUCGCGAUCGGCCGCCCCGUCCUGCCAACGCCUGGAUCUGCUACCGCUCAGCGAUGGUCCACGAGCUGAAGUCGACGAAGACCUUCGCAAAGCUCCCGCAAGCCGACGUCUCCAAACUUGUCGGUCAGCUGUGGCGCGAGGAAGCGCCGGACGUACGGCGGCACUACGAGUUGGAGGCCGCAAAGCGGAAGAAGGAGCACAAAGAGGCUUAUCCUGACUACGUGUACCGCCCCGUCCGUCGCGAGAAGAGCGAGCGACCCGGUCGCAAGAAGACGGAGGGACCGGUUUCGCAACCUGUGCCACCUUUGAACCGGAUGAACGACUUCCCCAGCGUUCUUCAACCUCCCUCGCCGCCGGAGUCGACUGUCCAGUCUCCAUCACCAGACGUCCUACAGUUCACCCAGCCGCUGCCGUCGCAACCGUCCCUCCCGUUCUAUCCAGCACUUCGGCACGCCAACUUCGACCUCGCUCCCGCACCGCAGCCUCCCAAUUCCUUCGCCACCUUGCUCCCGACGCCGCCCGCCGAGUACCGCAGCGACCCUUUCCAGCCUCCUCUCCCUGUCCUCACUCCUUUCACCACCGUUGCGCCCGUCGAUCUCGAGCCGCCGAACCCGUACACUCGCUUCGAGCGGACAUACCUCACUCCGCCUCUGAGUGCCAGCUCCAUCAGCUCCGACUUUGGUACAGAUUGCGCCGCGCGCUCGGAGAACUAUCUGGACGUCUCAAUCACCUCGAUAGACCCAAGCCUCCUCGCAGCCCUUGACAGCCCUUUCUGA
This is a messenger RNA of Rhodotorula toruloides NP11, 1068 nucleotides long. Its product is annotated as protein of HMG superfamily. Lineage: Eukaryota; Fungi; Basidiomycota; Microbotryomycetes; Sporidiobolales; Sporidiobolaceae. The transcript is spliced from 3 exons. Gene Ontology annotation, molecular function: RNA polymerase II cis-regulatory region sequence-specific DNA binding; DNA-binding transcription factor activity, RNA polymerase II-specific. The coding region runs from base 1 to 1068 and encodes 355 amino acids. The record is from RefSeq and is a predicted model, not a curated record. Gene Ontology annotation, biological process: cell differentiation; regulation of DNA-templated transcription; anatomical structure morphogenesis.